Molecule: messenger RNA, 861 nt
Organism: Sardina pilchardus (European sardine)
Lineage: Eukaryota; Metazoa; Chordata; Actinopteri; Clupeiformes; Clupeidae
Exons: 7
Coding region: 1-861 (286 amino acids)
Molecular function (GO): DNA binding
Source: RefSeq, a predicted model, not a curated record
AUGGCACACAGAGAAAGGACCAAAAUAUCAGAGGCAGCGCUGGAAACAUUGAAGAAGUAUUUCAAUGAAGGAAUGAGUCGUGUUGGUUCCUCCCUUAUAUCAGAGGCUGCUAACGAGACUGGCCUGGAAACCCGUGUGAUUGAAAACUGGAUUGGAAACUAUAAGAGGGUUCUUGGUGGUCCCUCUCAGCCCCAGCCCGUAAAAAUGAAAUGCCACGUACGACAGCUCUCGGCAUAUAAUCUGUUUUGCCGUGACCUUUUAAAAAAUAAAGGCUCAAUGAGUGAUAUUAAAGAGCAGUGGGCAUUACUAGGGAAAGAGGAGAGAGAAAAAUAUGUUCUGGAAGCAACAGCUUCCCGUUCACUGGACACAGAACAGCUUAGCCCUGAAAUGAGGGAGGACAAAAUCAAGAGGCACCUUAAGCAACUAAAGCUAGAGGUGGCCAAGCUUGAGCUUUUAGGGGUCGAGACGGCCAUUAUGUCCAUAGACAAAUCCUCCUCCUCCUUGGAGGUAUUUGAGGUUUGCAGCAAGGAAGCCACUGUCUUCCUGGACAACUCCGACACAUCAAGCAACUUUGCGUUGCAUUUCAAAGCCUCACCUACAUGUACAAGUCAUCUUCCAAAUGAACACAUCCGUGUUCUCCGGAAGAAAGUGCAAGACCUUUUUAAUCAGAAAUACAAGGAGGCUGGAGGUGCUGGAAGGCUCCCCUACAAGUCCCUGCUAGAAAGACCAAUCGUUGUGUCUGGGCUUCCGGAUAAUCUUCAGUUGAAGAAGCCUUUGUUUUAUGGCCGAAACCAGCUGGAGGCCAUUUUAAAAGUCCACAAUGGUAUUUCUUUUCAAAUUGAUAAGUUAAAUCAACAGUGA